This is a messenger RNA of Bradysia coprophila, 812 nucleotides long. RefSeq lists its product as uncharacterized. The record is from RefSeq and is a predicted model, not a curated record. NCBI's taxonomy places the organism in Eukaryota, Metazoa, Arthropoda, Insecta, Diptera, Sciaridae.
UUGCUGAAACCAUUGAACAGUUGAAUUGCAUUUACAGCAGCAAAUCGCAUUAACAGCCAGUAGUUCUCUAUAAAAAGUUUAAAAUUAAAAGUUGCACCGAAGUCUAUUGCAUUAUCAACCAAUCAUGUAUUGCAAUCCAUUCGCAUUAGUCAUCACUGUGAUGUUCACGUCUAUAGCUGCAUCUAAUGACCAAGAGUACUGGAUAAAACAGGCUGAAAAAAAUGCUGCGAAGAAUCUAGAUCAAUGGCCAACAGUUGUUGAAUCAUUUAUUUCCGGCACCAAUUCGAAACUGAUUAGAGACGAAAUCGUACUUUUCCAGACACAAAUUAGUGAUAGUGUCGAUAAUAUGAACUCAUUUGUGCCAAAUCUAAAAUCAGUUGUCAAUUAUAUCAAUUCAACUGUUGCUGCUAGUCCAAAUUUCUAUCGUCGAAGUGUUCUACACACGAUUCUGUGGUAUAUAGAGGGGAAACGGGAUAAUAUGUCGUACUAUUUAUUCGAUGGGGCAGUUAAUUGGGUGUUGAAACGACUAGCUGAAUUAAACUCAAAAGGUGGUCAGUCAGGUGUAUUAGCAACGAAAUUGACAGAUGCCGCAAAUGCUAUUGCAAAUCUACGAGACAAACUUGAUUCACAAGCACAGAAUUAUGUGAAAAUCAUUGCAAAUAUUGACAAAUUAAGCGAACAUAUUUGCAAAAAUAUCGAAGAUAUUCGCGUAUUAGCAUCUGGUCUUGCAGAUGCUUUUGAAAAAUCAACUUUGCUCGCGGAUGCUGAUCAAGUGAACGAUUCCGUAAAGUCGAUAACUGUGUAGGUAUUUG